AUGCUUUUCCGUCGAUCAGUUUUCGCUAUCCUUGCCUUGACAGUGUCUACCCAUGCCUUCACGGCUCCCUCUGUCCCUGCUUUUACUCAGAGCUCUGCCUUGAUGAUGAGCACAGAGGCAGAACCAGAGGCUGCAGUAGAAGAAAGUGACUUUGACAGGAGUCUCAAGGCAGAUAUUCGAAAGUCGCUCAACUACAAGCCAGGUGCAGCUGACACGGAAUUUGCCAAGCGAUAUGGCCACUUGGUGGGAAAGAAAAUCAAGACUGUGGGAGAAGCCUUUGCGGAAUUCACUGAGGAAUUGGGAUUCACUGUCAACGCCUUGUACAAAAACAUGGUUACCGAUAUUGUAGGAACUACCCAUUUGAUUGUGGUCAACGCCCGAUUCCAAAGAGACCCUGUGUGGUCCUUGGGUAUCAUCACCGCCCUGGAUUUGCUCCUGAAAAACUACCCAGAGCAAGAGAUUGCCACCAAAAUCAAGUCUGCUCUCUUCAAGUGCAUUGGCAUGAAUGAGGCAGAAAUCAUGGCAGAAGCCAAGAGUGUGCAAGACUGGGCAGCCGGCAAGACCAAAGAAGAUGUAGAAGCUGCCUUGUCCGGAGAAGGAGAUGGUCCCAUUGCUGCACUUGCCAAGAACAUCAAGGGAGAUGAAUUCUGGAUGUACUCUCGGUACUUUGGCAUUGGUCUCUUGAAGGUCAUGGAAUCUGUUGGGCAGGAAAUGGACAAGGAUGAAGUCUACCCUGUCAUUGAAAGCUGGAUGACCGACAAAUUGGGUCGUUCUCACCUCACUGCAUGCGCCGACAGUGACUUGUACUUCAAAAUCCGCGACAAGCUUGACAUGAUGGAGACCAUGAUGAAGGAGAUUGAAAUCCGUGAGAAGAAGCGAAUGGCCGAACGUUUGGAAGAAAAGGCCGAGGCAGCCUUGCGAGCGGCCGAUAAGGAGGUCAAGAUGCAAGCAGAAAUCGAUGCAGAGGCCCAAAAGAACAGAGAACGAGUCGAAUCAUCUUAA
Messenger RNA from Seminavis robusta, 1002 nucleotides. Lineage: Eukaryota; Bacillariophyta; Bacillariophyceae; Naviculales; Naviculaceae. The record is from the annotation of a GenBank genome assembly.